AUGUCUCGAGAUCCACCCAUAUAUACAGAAGAAAGCCAUAAAUCCACAUAUCAAGCUAAUCAAGAGAUACCCUACGAAACAAUCACACCAGAUCACAUUGAAGUGAAUUCCACACUUUUAAUUGGUGGAGACAAACCUUUCCCACCACCACUACCAGAUAGGAUACCAUACUGCGUUGCUUUCGAUGGAGCAAGUGAUCCCUACCAUCCACAUAACCACUCGCUCGCCAAGAAAGCGUUAUACACUUUUGCAGUGGGGCUCUCCACAUUUUCUUUAUCGAUGGGGUCAGCAAUGUUUGCUUCUGCGAACGAGGAUUUAAAGAAAAUAUUUCACAUUGGUACGUCUGUGGCUGAGUUAGGCACUGCUUUGUUUAUCAUUGGGUUUGCUGCUGGACCAGUAAUAUAUGGCCCUUCGUCUGAAGUAUUUGGAAGGAAACCUGUGAUGGUUUUGUCAUCUUUUGGCUAUGUCUGUUUUGAGUUUGCAACGGCUGCUGCUAAAGAUUUGCAGACAAUCAUGCUUUGCCGGUUUUUUGCUGGUUUUUUAGGAAGUGCACCAGUCGUAGUACUGGCAGCAAUAAUGGUUGAUAUCACUAGAGCAAAAGCAAGAGGUAUUGGAAUGGCAUGCUUUGGGAGUGUCUUGUUUGGUGCUGUGAUGAUGGCUCCCAUUAUAGGAGGAUUUGUAAUCAAGAAUCGUAAACUUGGUUGGAGGUGGGUCUCGUACAUAUCUGGGAUAAUUGGCUGUUUGGCGUUGGUAAUGAACGCUUUUGUUUUGCAAGAGACUCAUCAUCCAGUGUUGUUGGCAAGAAAGGCAGAGUUGUUGAGAAGAAAGACAGGAAAUUGGGGUAUAUAUGCCCCGCACGAGGACGUGUCUUUGAGGUUGAAAGAUAUAGUUGUUGACCGUAUUUUGAGACCUUUGAAAUUGCUUUUCACCGAGCCAAUAGUCUUCCUUAUUAGCCUUUACAACUCCUUCAUUUAUGGCAUACUUUACUCGUUUUUGACUGUCAUUCCAUUGAUUUUUGAAGGUAGAUAUGGCUGGUCGCGAGGGGUGGCAGAACUCCCCUAUUUGUCGAUGUUGCUUGGAGUGCUUUCGGGAACACUAAUUAAUGUUCUCUACGAAAUACGAAACAACAAAAUUUUCGAACAAACUGGAACCAAACCAGUUCCAGAAAUGCGACUACCCCCUGUGAUGAUUGGUGCAGUCAUAUUUGUUAUUGGUAUAUUCUGGCUAGGUUGGACUGGUGACUACCCUCAUUAUAUUCAUUGGAUUGUUCCCGUUAUCGGGGCUUUUUUUAUAGGCAAUGGUCUAAUGUUGAUUUUUUUGCCUACAAUGACCUACCUAAUCGAUUGUUAUCUAUACGUGGCUGCAACUGCAUUAGCGGGACUCACAUUUAUUAGAUCAGGAUUUGGUGCUGCCUUCCCACUCUUUACACAGCAAAUGUUUAAUAACUUAACUAUCAAGUGGGCAUCUACAUUGUUGGGAUGUUUGGGUGUGUUGAUGAUCCCAGUACCGUUCUUUUUUAGCAAGUACGGUGCUUAUAUUCGGAGUAAAUCAAAACACGCAUUGAAAUAG
Molecule: messenger RNA, 1569 nt
Organism: Lodderomyces orthopsilosis Co 90-125
Lineage: Eukaryota; Fungi; Ascomycota; Pichiomycetes; Serinales; Debaryomycetaceae
Product: MFS transporter
Exons: 1
Coding region: 1-1569 (522 amino acids)
Biological process (GO): transmembrane transport
Molecular function (GO): transmembrane transporter activity
Source: RefSeq, a predicted model, not a curated record